AUGAACACACCCUCUGAAGGCAGGAGGGAGCCGCAGGGAGCCACCAAAAGCCUGUGGCCAUCAGAGCCCAUCAUCACCUUGGGGCCAGAGGCAUCUGCCCGGCAGCUGGUCCUGAAGAAGAUCCAGGAGUUGUCCAUCUCGGGCUGCCAAGAUGCUUUCAUGGUGGCCAACUUGGAUGUGCUAGCCAUCCGCCAUCGGACCUUCCUCCAGGCCCUGCCCCGAGUCCAGCCCUUCUAUGCAGUCAAGUGUAACAACAGGCCCUGGGUGCUGUUCGUCUUGGCUGCUCUAGGCACCAGCUUUGACUGUGCCAGCCAGGGGGAAAUGGAGCAGGUGCUGGGCUUGGGCGUGGCCCCAUCAAGAAUCAUCUUCGCCAACCCCUGCAAGGCGGUCUCCCACAUCCAGUACGCAGCCCGCUGUGGGGUGCAGCUUAUGACCUUCGACAGUGAGGAGGAGCUGACUAAGCUGGCAAGGCACUACCCCGGGGCCAGGUUGGUCCUCCGGAUACAGACCCCUGACAGUCAAAGCACCUUCCGGCUGGACACCAAGUUUGGGGCCCCUCUGGAGGCAUGUGGGCACCUGCUCCAGGUUGCCAGAGAGCUGGGGCUGGCUGUCGUGGGGGCCUCCUUCCACGUGGGUUCUGAAUGCCAAACAUCUCAGAGCUACGAACGGGCCAUCGCUGACUGCCAUCGUGUGUUUGAGAUGGGCUGCAAAGCCGGCCAUCACAUGAGCCUUCUGGAUCUUGGAGGGGGCUUCCCAGGAUUUGAGGGCUCGGAAGCCAAAUUUGAAGAGAUGGCGAGAGCGAUCAACGCUGCCCUGGCCCAGUACUUCCCAGAGGGGACCGGUGUCGAGGUCAUUGCGGAGCCUGGGCGCUUCUUUGUGGAGUCCAUGUGCACAGCUGCUGUGAACAUCAUAGGCAAGAAGGCCUCCCUGGAGCCAGGAGGCCACAAGAAACUGACAUACUACCUUAAUGACGGCUAUUAUGGUGUCUUCCGAGCCUUCCCCAGGAUCCCUGUCCCCAGGAUACCCAUAGUGGUGAAGGAGCUCCCCUCGGAGCCCCGCCUCUUCCCCUGCACUCUUUAUGGUCCCACCUGCGAUGCCUUCGACCGGCUCUACGCGACAGAGGUUCAGUUGCCAGAGCUGGAUGUGGGCGACUGGCUGGUUUUCCCUGACAUGGGUGCUUACAGUAGCUGCAUGUGUUCCACCUUCAAUGGCUUCCCGAUCACAACCAUCUAUGAUGCCAUGAGCCCCCAACUCAGGAGCCUCCUGGAGACAGGACCUUAGGCCAGGACAUGGCCCAGAACGGAGAGGAGUCU
Messenger RNA from Apodemus sylvaticus (European woodmouse), 1313 nucleotides. Its product is annotated as antizyme inhibitor 2-like. The record is from RefSeq and is a predicted model, not a curated record. Bases 1 to 1281 code for a protein of 426 amino acids. NCBI's taxonomy places the organism in Eukaryota, Metazoa, Chordata, Mammalia, Rodentia, Muridae. Gene Ontology annotation, cellular component: cytoplasm. The transcript is spliced from 9 exons. Gene Ontology annotation, molecular function: ornithine decarboxylase activity.